Messenger RNA from Aspergillus wentii DTO 134E9, 372 nucleotides. RefSeq lists its product as uncharacterized. The record is from RefSeq and is a predicted model, not a curated record. The transcript has a single exon. Lineage: Eukaryota; Fungi; Ascomycota; Eurotiomycetes; Eurotiales; Aspergillaceae. The coding region runs from base 111 to 326 and encodes 71 amino acids.
AAAUGUCAUCCCCUUCUAGUGAGAUUUCUUAUUCACGCGACUAGAUCCAUACAUCCUGCCGGGCUGCACGCUAGGAUGGAUAAGAACAGAGGUUAUGCACCUCACUCCACAUGAGGGAGGGCCAAACCAACACAAUCUCAAAUCCCGAAGGUUAUAAUUCAACCAUCGCCCACCGAAUACGAGGCUGUGAAGUUUGCAGGGCAGACCAACAACACGAAAUCCACCGCAAACUGUGUCUAAACCCACCGGUUGUUAGUCCACAGCCAGAGCUGGGGGCCAUGUUGUCCGCCAUAAAGUUCCGGGCGAAUAAACAAAACAGGAAGUGAAGUUGGGGGCUGUUAUAACAUCUUCCGCUUCAUUGUCAUCGAAAGC